GUAAAAGGAGGUAGAUACAAGUAAACUAACUUUCAGCGAGAGGUGCUAUUUAUCCAUACCGUGGUCAAAUAUAACGUCCUUUCCCCCCCCCCUCCAAGCAACGGAAUGCUGUGAAUGUCCACCCGAGAGAAGAACGACUCUAAUAACCGCAUCCACCGGAGCGACUUUAUCUUCAACCAAGUUUACUUUGACAUUUUCUGGAGACUCUGCAUGGGCCAUUGUUCCGCAGCCCAUGUGAGCUGCUGCCGGUAGGGAUGGGACACCCUGUACAGGCCACGUUGAGGAGCUUCACCGCCCUGUCAGGCUGUGCCAGCAGGGGCACCACGAGCCUCCCUCAGGAGGUCCACAUCAUCAACCUGCGGGGACAUGUUCCAGAGGGACCAGACAACAGCCCAGCUGAAGUGGAGCUGCAUCUGAAGCCGAUUCAGUCUUUGUUACGCCACCAGAAGCCACUGGUCUUUGUGCUCAACUCCCCCCAACCACUGAUCUGGAAAAUCAAGACAGAGAACCUGGCCCAGGGCAUUAAACAUACCUUUCAUGUAUCUGAGGGCUCAGAGGUCCACUUUCAGCCGGGAAACUUCUCCUUCUCCUGCCAGAUCCAGAAGGAGACCCUUCCCCAUGGCAAUGAGCACCUCCUCAACUGGGCCCAGAAAAAGUACAGGGCAGUCACCUCUUUCUCUGAGCUCAGGAUGACUCAAGACAUCUACAUCAAAGUCGGAGAAGAUCCACUGUUUUCUGACACCUGCAAGAUUGAUACCAAGUUCUUGUCUCUGAACUACCUGGGCGGCUACGUGGAGCCACAGACAUCAAAGGGUUGUGUCCUUUCUGGACCCGACAAAGACCAAGAAGUCCACAUCAUUGAGCUCCAAGCCCCCAACUCCAGCAGUGCUUUCCAGGUGGAUGUCAUAGUGGAUCUACGGCCUCUGGUGGACGAUGCCCUGCUGCAUCGUAACGUAGUCUUGCUGCUCAAGUGCACCAAGUCUGUCAACUGGGUCAUCAAGACCCACAGUGUGAUUGGCAAGCUGGAUGUAGUGGCCUCUGACACCGUGAGUGUUAGUUCAAGUACGGAGAGACCGAUGCAAGUGUCAAAAUCCCCCAGGCAGCACUUGCCAUCAGGGUCACAAGCCUUGAUCAAGUGGGCAGGGGAGCAUGGCUACAGUCCAGUCACGUCUUAUACAAACACUCCUGUGGCUAACCACUUCAAUAUCAGACUUAGAGAGCCAGAUGUGGUGGAUCCUCUGGAGAGCAUGUUGCCUCCAGAGCUCUCCAUCCUGCAUCCAAGAGCUGGAGCUGCUUCACGACGCUCCGGUUUGCCCUUUCCCUUUCCUCCACCUGUGUCUGACACCCUGCCCUACCUGCCCUCCUCCCUCGACAACCGGCCCUGGGAGAACGUAGAGCCCGAGGAGCAUCAGGGCGUUCUGAGUGUUGGCCUCAGUGUGCAGUGUGAGGACAAGAGGAUGGUAGUCAGCAUUGAUAAAGAAAGCCUGCAAGCAAAUGGGUUUGCUCAUGCCAACCUCACGCUGCAAGACCCAGCUUGCAAAGCAACAGUCAAUGCCACCCACUACACACUGGAAACUCCACUGACUGGCUGUCUGACCACUGUAUAUCCCAUGCAGGGUAGCCCAAUGGCCCUCCACAUCAACUCUGUUUUGAUAAGUCAUGCUGAGACUAAGGAUGGGAGUGGUGGGCCGCUGGAUUAUGAAGAUCUGGAAUCUGGAGACGUGCUGUUCCCGAGGGACUCAGCGGAGUUAGAGAGGACAUUUACGGAGGCCAAAGAGCACCAGUCGGUCAUAGUGUUCAAUUGCACGUACCGAAAGAACCAGGAAACCUCAGCAACACUUCCCAGGAUUGUACCAGGACCAGGAAGGCAACCGGUUAGCAACAUGACAUUUAACAUGGAGUUGUACAACACACUGCCAUUCAACAACCCUUCACGCCAGGCUUUCUACACUGUUUCACAAAAGCAGGAAGUCUUUGUGGAGAUCACAUCAGCCGCAUUAGAUCCGGAGCUGGGGUUCACCAUCAUAUCAUGCUUCAUUUCGCCCAACUCCAACCCCAGUGUGGCCUCAGACUACACUCUCAUUGAGACAGUCUGCCCCACAGACUACUCCAUCAAAUACUAUCCUCAGAGGGACUUCCCUGUCCCUCACACUCAGGCAGAGAAGAAACGUUUCAGCUUCAUCUUCAACUCAAAGUUCAACAUGUCCAUGCUUUUUCUGCACUGCGAGAUGUCUCUGUGCUCCAAGAGAUCUCAGAGUAACCAACGACAACCGCCGUGCUUACAACCCAGCGAGACCUGUGAUUCUCUUACUCUGGACAAUAUCUUGGAGCUAAUGUUGAAUACCAAGACGGUUUCCAAGCCGCUGGCUGUGGUGGAUGGAUGGAUCAAAACAGUUACUCAUUCACCCCCAAACCCACCGUAUACUUCUGAAAAUAAUCCACUGUACGUGCUGGACACUCCGACAGUGGUGGGGAUCGCCUUUGCAGCCUUUGUGAUUGGGGCUCUGUUGACCGGAGCCCUGUGGUUUAUCUACUCACACACAGGUGAGACAGCUGGCACACAGCAGGUCCAUAAGUCCCAGCCAGCCUCAGAGAACAGCAGCGCGGCCCACAGUAUCGGCAGCACACAAAGCACGCCCUGCUCCAGCAGCAGCACGGCGUAGCCCUGGGCGCAACCCAGCGGGACACCAAGCCCUGCCGCGGCCCAGGACGGGCCUGACGAUUCACAGGGACCGGUUUGUUGAUCUCCUUCCGUGAAAGGAAUUAAUAUUGUUGAUGUGAUAGGAAGGAAAAAAAGCAUAAUUUAAAAAAAAGAAAAACCUAAUAACACUUUUGGUCCUUGUGUAAAUUCCUUUUGUACCACUUCAAGUGCGUCCAGGCAAAUUUACUAUCCUGGUGUUACUGGUCUGUAAUAGUAGUGAGACCCAGCUUAGCAGCCUCACCUCAUUUUUAGUACAAAAAACUAAUGUGAGUUUGUACCAGGCAUUUGUUUUCCAAUCUAAAUGCUGCUUUUUUCUGACAACAACAAAGUCUUUUGCUUUGACCUUACAUGGUGAGAUUUAGGCUCUUUGUAACAAAAAGGUGUACUCCAACUGCAAGGAAAGCAACCAGGCUGCAGUGAAGUCAGUAUUAGUAAGUGGGAUGUUAAUGGCUGGACUGUAACACGUUGCCUUACGACAUGCAACCCUGAAGGUGGCAAAGGAGUAAAGCAACCACUAUUAACAUGUGAACAAAAGUGCAGUAUGAACAGAAGUUGUCAUCUUGACACAGAGAGACACAAUGGCAGUGUAGGUAUUGAAUGUAAACAGAAAAGUAAAUGCCAGAAAAUGUGAAAGAAAAUGUGAAACACAUGCUGAUAAAAUGCCCCGUUUUAUAAUGUACUCGUUCUUCCCUCAUAAUGGAUUUAUACACACAGGUUUGUAAAACCAGUGCUUUCUGUACGGUAGUUAUAGUAAUUCAUUUGAGUAGAUGGGGGUCUGAGUCUCAAUUUUAUUGAUGUUACACAACUUCCCAGGGGCAUUAUGGGUUCCCUUUUACCAGUCGUUGUUAAUGGAAUAGUUCAACAUUUUGGGAAAUGCUUUUAUUUGCACGUUAUCCAAAAAUUAGAUGAGAAGAUACCUCUCUCAUGUCAGUGCUUUCAGUACUGAGAUUGAUACAGAAGGCAAAUAGCCUAGCUUAGCACAAAGACUUAAAGCAGAGGGAAGCUGUUAGCUCAGAGAAGUAGUUCAUCAUUUAAAAAAAGAAGAAAGAAAUACCUAUUAUUGUGAGCUAACUCUUUCUCCCUGCUUCCAAUUUUUGUGCUAAGCUAGGCUAAUCGCCUCCUAAAGUACCCCCAGCUCCAUACUCAAGGUACAGACAUCAGAGUGGUUUCAAUGUUCAUAUCUCACUCUGAAAAAUUAAGUGAAUAAGCAUAUUUACCAGAAUGUCAAAUUAUUCUUUUAAGACCUGUACAUGUUUGUGAAUAUUGUAAAUACUCCAAAAUGUUAUGAGGCAGGCAGUGUGCAAAUUAUGUUCUUGUACUUCUGGAUUAGACAUGAUUUAUCAGUGUGAGAUGCAAGUUCAUACCGUUUCAUUCAAUCACUUUAAAACUGAAAAGAAAAAAAUAUAAGAAUCACAGUUUUGAAAGACAGGUUCAACUUAGAGUAUCAUUUAAAUACAUCAAUUCAAAAUCAUGGCUUAGUAUAAUUGAUGUAGCUUGGGUCCUACUGUCUGUUCCUUUACACUAGGGCUGCUUCUUUUUAUUAAUGAUUAAUUAUAAUGAAUUUUCCCUCAUAAAUAGCUUAACCAACGAUUAUUGUUCUGCCAGUUCACUCAUCGAUUAUCAACUAAAUGUUUCUUUACACACUCAGCUAAUUGUCCUCUUAUCAGGCAGAGUCAGAGGAAGAAUAGAUUUAUUACAUUAUAAAGCCAAACAGUGUCCAUGGAUUUUUUUCUUUGUGUUUAAGGAUUUCUAUUUUUUUUUUUUAUUAAUCUUGGCACUGACAGUCUAGUGUGUUAAAUAAGCUGUAGCUGUAGCUCAUUGGUAUGGCCAUAUAUUAUCAUGUUUUAUUAUUUUUUUUAAACUGCAACACCACGACUAUACCCCACCGUCUCAGAAUAAUAUGAAUGUUUGCUGUGGUGCCUUCGUUUAACCUGUAUGUGUUUGUAACAGUGUGUGGGACUAACUGGGCCCUUUGAAUUCGAGAAGGGAACUUUCCCUGUAACGAUUUAACCAUAACAAGGAAAAUAGAAUGUAUAUUAUCUCAAGGCUUUUGAUUUUUUUCUUAUGUAAACAUAUGUAAAGCUUUCUACAGAGGGAACAGAGUCUAAAUAUAUAUUUGUGUAUAAAAUUAUAUUUUGGAAUAUAUUUACCAAGAGAAAUUUAUUGUCCUUUACGUAUGUGUGUAAGUACUGUGAAUUGUGGAUGCGCUCAUACAUAACACACGUUUGCGGGGGUAUUUUUCAGUUUCAUUCUUAAAAGCCUCAUGGCAUGUUUUGUGACACUUUCACUGAUGAAAAUGCAAUAUUCAUAUUUGUAAUACAAAAUGAUUCAGCUUUUCAUUUUUUUUUAAUACACUUAAAUUUGAAAAGGUACAGUCGUUGAUGUUAAGAAACUUUGACACUGCACUGACAUCAUGUUAAUUUACAUUUGAAACUUUAAGAUUUCAGUUGUUGUGAAUGUGUCAUUAAAACAUGUGAUGAGUUUGUGAAUGAAUGAAUAUGAUAUAUAAAUGCUUUUCAAACAAAGCAUUACCUGCAGGUCAUUUCUUCUCUUCAUGGAAUACAACUCCUUAUGUUUUGUUUAAACAUUAUUCAUCAUCUGAUUACUAUUUUGUAUAACGUAUUUACUAAAAAAUAUUUUUCAUAUGAAGUGAAGAAAGAAUCUGCGAAAUGAAUACUUCUUCAAUACAAACAUUACAACAUUGAAGAUAAGCUGCAGCAAUAAAUAUCAAACUAUAUGUUAACAUAGUUUUAGUAAAUGAUGGAGUAUAUGCCACACAAACUCAAUGUUCCUCCUCAGUUACAGCAUUGUCAUAACAAAAUCCACACCACAGACUUGUUUAGGCCCUUCUGUUGUCAUAACAAUGAUACAAAUCCCCUUACAAUAAUCCAAACAAAAAUGAAAUCAAGGCUAAAGAUGGCAGCAAUUAAACCAAAAUGAAAGUCGAAUGUACAGUAUAUUAGGUGUGUAUGUAUUCUAAUAGAAUGGCGCGUGGAGAAAAUCCAACGAUCCGUUAUUUUGUUUCUGGAAACUGUUUUUAAUAACACUUUAGAAAUAUAUAUAUAUAUAUAUAUAUAUAUAUAUAUAUAUAUAUUUUUUUAUUUUUUUUUUUUAAGUAAUAGAACCACUUGGUUUUAGUGCAACAUUAGAACUUGUUUGUUUCAUCAGUCCUGUUGCUAGACGUAUCAAUGUCAAAACCUAUUUGGACAGUAAAUAUACAGCAGUGAUAUGUAGUUCACUGUUGCUGUUAUCAAGCUGCAUUAUUGCACAUGUACACUGUAUCCCACUGUGUACAGAAUAGUGAAAGAUCCAUGUUUUUGCAGAGUGGAAAUGUGCCACAGCCUAUAAUCAGCGGUCAUUGUGGGAUUAAGGCUUUUUGACAUUCCUGUAGUUUUGAUGCGGCAAAUCUAUCCCCCAUGUGUAAUUAUCUCCUCCACCCCCCUCGUGUGACGCUGUUAAGUGGCUGAGCGUCAAGUUAUGUUCUGGAUCUAAUCUUCAUAUUUGAGAUUAUUUGGGAAUAUACUUUCAUUCAACCUAACCAUACAAUUCACGAGAGUUGCUGUUCAAAUAUCAAACAUUCAUCCCUGCUUUUUGCGCCAGUGCAUGCUGGGAAAAAGCUCCACCACUCCUCCCUCAUGACAGCGACAUAUACAGAUAAUAUGCUAUCAAUAAGAAAUAAUGAUGCUGGCUCAGAUAAAAGGAGCAUUGUUAUAGUAGUAAAAUAUACUUUCACUGUAUGACUUAAAGGUAAUGCUGAACUGAGAACAGCUGUAAUUGGAGCACAAAUCCAUAGCAUUAGAUAUUGAUUGUAUUUUUUUAACCAUUUGACUACCUCAUGUUUGUUUAAGAAUGUGUAAUUUGUGUACUACGUGUGUGAUGGUGUGUGUGAGUGUUUUCUGUGCCUAUAUUGAACCCAAGAAAAGUUAAAAUGCUUGUAGGUUAUUCUGCAGUCGGAUGAUUUGGGGCCGCUGCGUGGUUUUAUUGCAGUUUCACAUUUAUUUUUCAAUCUCAAAGCAAACGAUGAAGAGUUAAGCUUUCCCAUGAUGCCAAGAUGCCUUUUUCGGGCGUCGUAAAUGUGUAAAACUUUGGUAAGCCAUUAUUUUUACUUUUGGUUUUUGAAACUUUUUAUAUGCUGUAAAUACGCAUGAUAUCUGUAUACCCAUUAUGUCAAAUAAAAAGUUCUAUAAUAAUGUA
This is a messenger RNA of Perca fluviatilis (European perch), 6895 nucleotides long. RefSeq names its product transforming growth factor, beta receptor III (gene tgfbr3). Bases 255 to 2663 code for a protein of 802 amino acids. The transcript is spliced from 16 exons. Lineage: Eukaryota; Metazoa; Chordata; Actinopteri; Perciformes; Percidae. The record is from RefSeq and is a predicted model, not a curated record.